Messenger RNA from Drosophila innubila, 2135 nucleotides. Its product is annotated as membrane-associated tyrosine- and threonine-specific cdc2-inhibitory kinase. Lineage: Eukaryota; Metazoa; Arthropoda; Insecta; Diptera; Drosophilidae. The coding region runs from base 127 to 1770 and encodes 547 amino acids. Gene Ontology annotation, molecular function: ATP binding; protein kinase activity. The record is from RefSeq and is a predicted model, not a curated record. The transcript has 5 exons. Gene Ontology annotation, biological process: protein phosphorylation.
GUGGGACCAACAUUUUUUGUCGGGUGGCAGCCCCUGAAGUAUAAAAACAAGAAUGCGCAAGAAAAUAUUAUAAACAGUUAUUGAAUAUAUUUAAAUUGUAUUUGUUAGCCAAAAUACAGUCAAAACAUGGAAAAACACCAACUGCCGCUGCCAGAAAUGAAUGAUGAUAAGCACCGGCACAAACAGUUCAAUGGACACUUGGACAGCAACCGAUUUCGACCGCCCAAAUACAAGACGCGGUACAUUACCGUUGAGAAUAACAACUUCAAUCGCAGCCAGUCAGUUGGCUCCUUCAGUGCAAACAGUUCCCAAAUUGCGCACGCAAUUUCCUUUCGCAGUGGAUCCGAGUGCCCGGAUGCCGGCACGUUGCCCGUAUCACCAAACGUGACCGCAGCUUCCACGUCCUGCAAUGAAAGUCAUUUUGAGCAGUGUUUUGAGCGUUUGGCAAAGCUGGGCGAAGGCUCCUUUGGUGAGGUAUUCCAGGUGCGAGAUCGUGCCGACAGCCGGCUGUAUGCGGUGAAAAUCUCCAAGCAAUUGUUUCGUGGGGAACAAUAUCGAGCCGAGCGAUUAGAGGAAGUGCGUCGCUAUGAGGAGUUCUCCGGACACGAAAACUGCAUUCGCUUCAUACGUGCCUGGGAGCAGUACGAUCGCCUGUUCAUGCAGAUGGAGCUGUGCCGCGAGAGCCUUGAGCAGUAUUUAUACCGAUGCCGGCAAAUUCCCGAGGAGCGCAUUUGGCACAUUUUGUUGGAUUUGCUGCGUGGCCUUAAGUCACUGCACGAUCGUAAUCUCAUUCAUUUGGAUAUUAAGCUGGAUAAUGUACUAAUUGAUGACGACGAUACGUGCAAGCUGGCUGACUUUGGUUUGGUCAUUGAUGUGGACAAGGCAAACAAUCAUCAGGCAACGGAGGGCGAUUCACGUUACAUGGCUCCCGAGAUACUGCAGGGACAAUUUUCAAAGGCUGCCGAUAUAUUCAGUUUGGGCAUUGCAAUGCUGGAGCUCGCCUGCUACAUGGAGCUGCCCUCGAAUGGACCUCUCUGGCAUGAGCUGCGACAAAGCAAAUUGCCCGAAGAGUUUAUUAAUACUAUCUCUGUGGAGCUGCAGCAGGUCAUCAAGUGCAUGAUGUCACCAGAUCCACGACUAAGACCAACGGCGGACCAGCUCCUAUCGCAUCCAAAACUUUUAAGAAUGCAAAAAGAUGAAAAAUCCAUGGUAACAUUAAAGCUGCUGUCAAAGUGCUUCCGAAGAUCACGCCGUGCUAUCUGGAUGAAAGUGUGCAAUCUCAGAACGGCUGCAUACCGUUCUUUGUUCUACAUAUUGGAAAUCUUGCAUUUGUAUAAGCCUCUGCGGGCAUCGCAUUCCUCUGAGAAUGGAAAUGCUCCAACAGUACCGUCAUCUCCAUCAACAUCCGCUCUUGGUGUGCCUCGAGUGGAAUUCCAAUUGGUGGGAUCAACGCCAAUUGGUAAUCGAAAUUGUUAUGUCUCUGAUUUUGAUUUCUUGUCCGCUAUGGAUAACUUGGAGCUGUCACAGCAGGGCACACCAACGGCCUGUGGCCGAGAGAAUGUGGUCAACUCGACUCCACUAAAUCAUAAUCACAAUAAGUCAACUCGUCAAAGGGGUUCGUGCUCGGCACGCAAGGAACAAGCUGAUAGUAGCAACUAUUUGCCCAUAGACGCCAGUAAUUCGCGUGCCAAUGUUUCCACAUCCAAAGUAUUGGAUACGUCUUCGUUUCGACGUAAAAAAUUAUUUCUUUUGGACAGUGAUGAAGAGUGAGCUCCCAGGAAUUUAUUAUUAUAAAAAAUAUAUAUAUAUAUAUCAGUUACAAACCCAUACAUAUGGCAACAAACUAUAUCGUUAUAUAUUUAGAGUCUAGUUGUAGUUUCUCGAAAAUCCAUAGAAUGUAGGCCUAACGAUUGUAUAAUGUUAAUGCUUCUUUAGAAGAACUUGUUGUUAGAAGACCUUUGUUUUUAUAACGUAAUCCGAAUUAAGAAAGAUAAUACAAUAAGCAUGUGAUAUAUAUACGAAAUGCGAUUUGAAAAAGCCGCAAAAUUAUAAGUAAACUAUCCUUAAUCAAUUAAAUUUGCAAUUUGAAUAAACUUGAGUUGAACAAUAAUAUUCAGCAAUCGAAAUAAAUUAAA